This is a messenger RNA of Lymnaea stagnalis (great pond snail), 14803 nucleotides long. The record is from the annotation of a GenBank genome assembly. NCBI's taxonomy places the organism in Eukaryota, Metazoa, Mollusca, Gastropoda, Lymnaeidae.
AUGGCGGACGACACGGUAGUUUUCUUCCACAAAGACCUUCCUAUGACUGCAUUUCCAACUAUUGCAGAUAUAAGAAGGCAAGGACAGCUUUGCGAUGUGACAUUAAAGGUUAAGUAUGCACGUUUUCAAAUGAUAUAGGCCCCAAUGUAAGCUUAAUCUUUUCAAAUGUAGAAAAUUCCAUGUAGCACUUGUAAUCAUUGAAAUAUCCUCAUCAGCUCCAGGCAAAGAAACAUUGCAAAUCCCCUCUACAUGCAUAGGAGCCAAAAUGAUCAAUAAAUUGAUCGUGGGCCCUUAAUAUAUAGAAGAAGAAGAUGUGUAGACUUCUGAUGAUACUCAGAUAGUGAUAGUUAGCUGAUACUACUGAUACAAAGUCAAGACAAAGUCACCAACACGGAUGUCCUGUCCCAAACAAACAUGUAUAGUAUAGCGUCCCAGCCAUGUUAAUCCAAAGACGCCUCCGCUGGCUUGGACACGUCAAGCGAAUGCAACCUGGUCGCAUACCAAAGGACGUGCUAUACAGCGAGCUGGCGACAGGGAAAAGGUCAGUUGGACGGCCUCGUCUGAGAUACUUACACAUAUGCAAAAGAGGCAUGAAGUCAGCCAACAUCGACAUCUCAAACUGGGAGGAGCUGGCAGAGGAUCGAUCCUUAUGGCGGAGCAUCAUGAAGGCAGGAUUGGACGGCCUCGUCUGAGAUACUUACACAUAUGCAAAAGAGGCAUGAAGUCAGCCAACAUCGACAUCUCAAACUGGGAGGAGCUGGCAGAGGAUCGAUCCUUAUGGCGGAGCAUCAUGAAGGCAGGAUCACUACAUGCCGAGGAGCAAAACAGGGCGGAAACAGCUGCAAAAAGAGCGAGGAGGGAGGCCGGUAAAUACUGCUCCACCGCAUUCGUGUGUGGGAAAUGCAACAGAGACUGAGACUGCCAUUCGAGGAUUGGUCUCACCAGCCACACCAAGAGCUGCAAGCAAUAAAGAUAAUCUAUCGUCUCCCACAGACGGAAAGAUGCCAUACUACUGAUAGUAAUAGUAGUGAUAGACUACGUUGCUGCAACCAAGUACUGGCAUAUGUGCAACGGUUUGGGAAACAAUGCGGCUAUCCUAACACCUCCUAGCGGGUGCCAGGGAAGCCUUGAAGCUCUCGAUAGAUUGCGAGUCCACGGUGGCAUUGUCCAGUUGGUUCCAAGCAGUUAUUGUUUGAAAUUUUGUUUAUAUGGAAUAUGGGGUGACCAUUUUAGAUUAUUCGAGAAGAGAAUUCCAAGGUAUGGAUUAUUUGAUACUUGUUGGAGAAUGGGCUUGUUUAGAGAGUACAUAUAGGUUGAUGGGGUGGGUAUUUUUUAGAUGCUCAUUGUGUAGCAUUUGGUUUCGUUAAAUAUCAUGCCCCAUUUGUCCGAGCGAUUCAUAAGGCAAAUCUGGUUGGAGGUGGUUGUGGUCAUCGUAGUCAUUUAUCUCUCUGUAGACAGGACAGUCAUCUGCAAACAGUCUCACUUGAGAUUUUGAGGGAGGAAGAGAAGGGGGCCCAACACUGUACCCUGAGGAACUCCUGAGUCUACAGUGGCUUUGCUUGAUUGGACGCCAUCCACCACUACUUGCAUGGUCCUUUGUGUUAGGAAUGUUGAGAGUCAGGAAUGAAAGUUGCCGAUAAUGCCCUAGUGGUAGAGCUUAUGUAGAAGAAGGCUGUGUGGAACAGUGUCGAAGGCCUUGGAGAAGUCGAGAAUAGCCUUGUCGAUCUGUUUACCUUUGUCAUAGAAUAAAAGGAGAUCAUUUGUGGUGAUGAUUAAUUGAGUUUCUGUUGAUAAUAUAUGACAUCAGGCCCUCUCUAAAUGACAUAAGUAAUGACAUCAGGCCCUCUCUAAAUGACAUAAGUAAUGACAUCAGGCCCUCUCUAAAUGACAUGAGUGUAAUGACAUCUGGCCCUCUCUGAAUGACAUAAGAUUAACGACAUCAGGCCCUCUCUAAAUUGCAUAAGUGUAACGACAUUGUGAUUACCACUGCAGAUAAAGAUGGUGGUGUUGUUUGAGAAAAAACAUGUAGAUUAAAGAAGCCAAGAAGAUACAAAAUUGUAUAAUUCAACCAAGAACAACCCGAUUGUUGAAAGCAUUGAAAUCCCAUGAGACAAACAAUAAAAGAAUUUAUGAUAAUUCAAAACAUCUACAAAUAUUCAAUAGUGACCCAGAAAAACCUUCUUUCUAUCUACUGCCUAACCUUCACAAAAUAGACAACCUGGAUGACCUAAUAUCUCGCACUGAUCUUGCUUUACAGAACAUAUCUCAUAAUUUUUUUAUGGGAUCUCCAGCUUUUUGUAAUUACUUUACUCACAUAUAUUAAGGACACCAACCACCACAUAUAUUAAGGACACCAACCACCACAUAUAUUAAGGACACCAACCACACUUUAAAACAUUAAAUUCCCUAAACAUUACCCCUUAUACAAAACAUAUCCUGUUUAUACUUGAUGUCAGCGCCUUAUACAACGUUUAUUCCAUAAGCUGAUGGUAUUAAGGCUUUUCUUCAAAAUCAAACCACUUCCAUUACUUUAUAAUGACAGACUUAACUGACAGGCCGAACUGGAACUCACCCUCAGCUCUUUGAAAAAUCGCCAUAAAAAGUGUCAUAUCUUUAUGGAUGGUCUCUGUAAUGGUAAAUCCUAUUUGUUUUUUAAUUCCCAUAGGUAGCAGAUCAAAAGUUUUCUGCACAUCGCAUCAUCCUGGCAGCAACCAUCCCAUAUUUCCAGGCCAUGUUUACACACGAUAUGGUUGAAACAAAGCAAGCUGAGAUAACAAUGGAAAGUAUAGAACCAAGGUAAAAUAAAUGAGGCUGUACAAAAUAUUGAAGAUUGCACAUACUGGAAGGGCAACUGAGUUAAUAGUCUCAGCUUCUCCAACUGAUUAAAACCUUAGGAACAAUUAUAAUUUGUGAUAUUUUAAUUAUCAGGAUAUUUAAACUGCAAUAAUAACAAUAUCUGUAAAUUAUGAUUUUAAUACUUGUAGCUGUAAUUAUAAUUUUUAAAAUGUUGAUUCUUCCGACAUUGAUUAUUGUCCAUAACAAUUUGUAACAUUCUUUUUUCAAGUAAAGAACUAUAACUUUUUAUAAUCUAAUAUUUUCUCAGCAUUGGGUAAGGGUGGUGCAGGGUGUCACAGACUAAUGAUGGUCGUAUGAGGUAUCGGCCAUUGCGUACCAAGUAGUGUUGGUGUUGGUUGAGGCAGGGGUUCCAUUGCGUACCAAGUAGUGUUGGUUGAGGCAGGGGUUCCAUUGCAUACCAAGUAGUGUUGGUUGAGGCAGGGGUUCCAUUGCAUACCAAGUAGUGUUGGUUGAGGCAGGGGUUCCAUUGCGUACCAAGUAGUGUUGGUUGAGGCAGGGGUUGCUCCUCUCUGUGACAAGUUCAGUGUCCAGACGUUGAGGAAAUAUAACGAAGACAACACAGACUUGAAAGAAUGACUAAGAAAUUCCUCAUUGACAACUAUAAAUAAAGAAUGUAUUAAUAGAUCCAAUACAGUCUAAUGAUGUUCCUUUUCAAACCGUUAACAUCCAUUAAUCUUCAACGCUUUCCAACUUCCAAAACAUCCAUUAAUUUUCAACGCUCUUUAACCUCAAAACAUUUCUUUCUUCCCCCGGAUAUCGCACCUAGCUCAUUCUUUUUAAAUAAAACUGGUGCCACAUAUCAGGGAAAUUCCUAACAAACGCAUUAUAAAUUACAUGAAAAAGCAAUAGAGCGCCAUUUUUACACCCCAACCCAGUCAUUUGUGACACAGGGGUGGGAGGGUUCCCACAAGUACCAAGAUCCACCACCUCUUGUAGGGUAUAUGAUUGCACCAGGUUGAGGAUAGUAGGACACUGAAAAAAGUCCAUGCAGACCGAGGCAUGGGUAGUGCAGACUGUCGCAAUCUGCAACGGCCGUUGGGUACCAUCAUCAAUGAGCACAACUGUCAGAUUGUAAGCGACACACACAUUAGUUAUCAAUCAAGGGUUGCUAGUUAAUGAUAAAUAUCCAUUUAGAUGGAGGGACGUGUGAAGUUAAUCAGAGCACCAUGGAAUAGAAACAAUUCACAGAUGCAGAAAUAGAUACUGGUAGUCCAAGAGAUGCCACGACUAAUGGUGUAGAAACAAUUCGCAGAUGCAGAAAUAGAUACUGGUAGUCCUAGAGAUGCCACGACUAAUGGUGUAGAAACAAUUCGCAGAUGCAGAAAUAGAUACUGGUAGUCCUAGAGAUGCCACGACUAAUGGUGUAGAAACAAUUCACAGAUGCAGAAAUAGAUACUGGUAGUCCCAGAGAUGCAACGACUCAUUCAGGGACUAAUAAAAGGGGGCCAUUAGUGGGGACUAGGGAAGAAUUAAUCCAGGUAGGAGAAUAUGACAGUUGGGGAGAACAAAGCCAGAGAGCAGUCAAAGUAACAAUGGAGGGUACCACAGUACAGUUGAGGGUCUGACUUGGGCAGUAGAGAGAGAUGAGCUGUGACAGUCAGAGCUGAGUACCAGACAAGUGAAAGGGAAUCAUAGUAGCAGAUAAAUAAAGAUCAAAGGUGUAACCAUUGACAAGUUGUCUGUUAUCUGAUUGUUGCAGUAAAGUGAGCAAGAUUAUCAUCCAAAAUAAAUGUAUUAGAGAUCAAAGAGCAGAAUUUUGACCAGUAAAUGUUUGCUUCAGUAUUGAUUUGCUUUUGUUUUAUUAAAACUUUUACUGACCAAGUCCGAAGUUCUGCCAUUUAGCAAAGUGGUGAGAAAUCCCUGAUCAAAAUCUGAUGUGGGGUUAUAAAAAUGAAAAACUGUUGUGUAAUUCAUAAUGGGACCCAUGAUUAUAGAGAUCAAUAAUUUACCAUAAUUUAUAUGCUUUACCCAUAUAUAUAUAUAUAUAUAUAUGGCAUCCUUCCAUCUUCUCCAGACGACAAAGUAGCUAUUACAUGGGGUGUGGUGCCAAUCCUAAAAUGGCAGUCAUGGCUGCACUUCUCUCAGGAGAACCUUUAUCAGCUUUACUGUCGUAAUUAAAUUAUUUGAUAAUUUUAAAUAUAAUGUAAUGAAAUUAUACAGGCCUACUUAAGUCUGCUCAUGGCUUUUUUCUUCCGGCUUAAGCUUAUCACCCCUUUCCUUUUCGCAAACUGGCCAAAUCACAAAAUUAAGAAAAGAUUGGACAGUCAGUUUACAGUGACAUUGGCAUUUUGGCUGAUUCCCUGUUUUGGCCGUGACAUAGUCAUUUUUUGCCCUAAUCUACUGAUGUAAAACAAAUUUAAUUUCUUUUUGUUGUUUCCAGUGCUCUGGAGGCUCUUAUCAACUUUUCCUAUACUGGCCGGGUGGUGAUAGAUAUGAACAAUGUUCAGUCACUGCUCAUCGUUGCUGGAUUUCUUCAUAUGCAAGCUGUCAAGGAUGCUUGCACCACAUAUCUUAAGAACAGGUCGGUCCAGAGAUUGAUCUAAAGCAAAGAUAUGCUGCAGUUCAAUGCAUGAUUUUAAAUAUAUUUCAACAGAUAUCAUCACUAAGACCACCUUGAUUUUAAAUAUUCCAUGAAAGAGGACACCAUUCAUAUAGUUGAACCAGAUAUUUCUUUGUAACAUUUUUAUUUUCAAUUUAAUUUUUAAUAUUCAUAUUUAAUAAUUUAUCUGUCAAAAUGUAAACCCUAUAAUGAAGGCAGCUUCAGACCUCCAACUGCAAAUACCAUCAUUUAUGAAAAGAAUCUCAAGACUUAAGUCACUGUUAUGUCAAUGUUAUUUAAGUCUAAAAGUAUGUUCACAAAACAUAUUACUGCUUAUUGUUAUAAUAUGAUUGAUGUAAAAAAAAAAAAAAAAUAUUGUGAAGAGUUUACUGGUUUAACAGCAUCUAAAUAAUAUGAACUAAUACAAAUUAUAUAAUUAUUUACUUUAAAUUCAUGUUAUACAAUCAUUACCAAUAUGUAACUUAAAAACAUUUUUUAAAAUAAUGCUACGGUGUAUAAAUUAACUAUUGCCUUCUUGCCACAGAUUUGUAUGUCAUUGUAUGUCCACGGUCUUAAAAGGGUAUCACCUGGAAUUGCACAUAAAAACAUGCCAUCUGUGUUCUCUUUUAAAUCACUGUAGCCACAUUUUUGUAUGAACCUUGUUGGUUUGCAGACUCGAACCCAGUUCAUGCCUGUCUGUUAGGCAGUUUGCCGACCAGUACCAAUGUCCUAGUUUAGUUGAGGCAUCCAACAAGUACAUCCAGAACAACUUCAGACAGGUCAGUUUUUAUGAGUCAUGAAUACAGCUUAAAAGUGCAGGAAAGCAAAUUUAAAAAAUAGUUGAAUAGGUUCCGCUAGUGGGGAAAUGAAACAAAUUUACUGACCAUAUUGUAUAUUAUGUUUUGAUUUUUUUAAAUAUCAGAUCCUCCGCCAUAUGUUUAAAAAAAAAUUUGAUAUUACUUCAAUAAAUCUGUUAAUGUUUAUUCUUUUGUAAUCACAUAUACAAUAAAGUCAAUAGGGGUGCCUCAAUACUUAGACAAUUUUAUACCAAUAUGGUGGCUGGUGGAGGGCUGCCAAUAUGGUGGCUGGUGGAGGGCUGCCAAUACGGUGGCUGGUGGAGGGCUGCCAAUAGGGUGGCUGGUGGAGGGCUGCCAAUAGGGUGGCUGGUGGAGGGCUGCCAAUAGGGUGGCUGGUGGAGGGCUGCCAAUAGGGUGGCUGGUGGAGGGCUGGCAAUAUGGUGGCUGGUGGAGGGCUGCCAAUAUGGUGGUUGGUGGUGGUGGAGGGGUGCAAAUAGGGUGGCUGGUGGAGGGGUGCCAAUAGGGUGGCUGGUGGAGGGCUGCCAAUAGGGUGGCUGGUGGAGGGCUGCCAAUAGGGUGGCUGGUGGAGGGCUGUCAAUAUGGUGGCUGGUGGAGGGCUGCCAAUAUGGUGGUUGGUGGAGAGCUGCCAAUAUGGUGGUUGGUGGAGGGCUGCCAAUAUGGUGAUUGGUGGAGGGCUUGGAAUCAAACACUCUUUUUCAGUCAUAUUUUUAUUAAAUUUAUUCAGCUGUUGAUAGAUAGAAUAAUAUGAAUACUUCCAUAGAAUGAAAUGGCCUUUGGCUUAAUCCAGUUUUUUUAAAAAUUAUGUCUCUGUCGGGCUUUGUGUCUUAAAUAUGGGAUUUAUAAUUAAGUAGCCGAGGAACGAUGUUCAUGCUGUUAAAACCCUCACUUGUGACAUGCAGACAUUGAAACAUUCAUAUUUACUCUCUCUUCAGGUGGCACAAUCUUCAGACUUUGUUCUCUUGCCCAAGUCAGAGGUCCUGGAGAUCCUGUCACGAGAUGAACUCUAUGUGACAACAGAGGAGCAGGUGCAACAAUUUUUAUGCAUUAUUUUUUUUCACAACUUUUAUGAUAUGAUCAACGGAACGCAACUUGAGUGCUGUUCAUUGUAAUGUUGGCUUGCUGUGCAUUGUUUAGUUGGCUUCCUACUAGAAAGAAACAAAUCUUGACUGACUUAAGUUAGUCUUUUUUUUACAUUAUCUUUUAAAAGAUUUUGACUGAGUUUGUGGUCAUAAGGCUGUAAGUGGACCUGUUAAAUGUCAGGCCAUGAAUGGACCUGUUAAAUGUCAGGCCGUGAGUGGACCUGUUAAAUGUCAGGCCAUGAGUGGACCUGUUAAAUUUCAGGCCAUGAAUGGACCUGUUAAAUGUCAGGCCGUGAGUGGACCUGUUUAAUGUCAGGCAGUGAGUGGACCUGUUUAAUGUCUGGCCGUGAACAGGCCUGUUAAAUUUAAAGCAGAGAUGGAGGCAUGUGAUGUUAAAUGAAAGGCGGAGAUGGGGUCAAUCUCAGGUCAACUAUUCGUUUCAUAUCGUUUGAUGCAGAGAUUGUGGGGAUUGAGGGGGGGAGAAUGCCAUGUUAUCUUGAAGUUCAUUUUGGCCAGCUGCAAUCUCUUGUAACAGAAUUCAACUUGAUGGUAUUAAAUAUGGUACUUGUCUUUUGGACAUGCAUCCCUGUUGUCUUAAACCUCAUCAGUUUUUAAAGUCUCUGGCCAUUAGUUUGACUUAAUAUGCACUGCCUGACUCAAAUCUGAUCAAAUUGUAAAUAAACAGGUCUUUGAGGCAGCCAUGCGCUGGAUCAAGCAUGACCCAGCGAACCGUGUCAAAGAUUUGCCAGAGCUCAUGGUGAAAGUCAGACUGCCUUUGUUGACACCCCAGUACCUAAGUGAUUCGGUGGCCACAGAAGACAUCAUCAAGAAUUCCUUACAAUGCAGGUAGCACAGUUUGUGCACAUUGCGGAAUGUGUUCUAAGCUCAUCCCCCCACACUUGGUAUUCUUUUGAUUAUAAUUGCAACCUAUCCUCAUUAUUUUGUAUCAUCAUUGAAUUUAAGUGGACCACUGAAAAAAGUUCUAUAAUUAAUUGCUUCACACAAUUGUGUUUUCAAAUCAAUCGAAAUGUGCUUUAUUUAAUUAAUUUUUUAAAAUUCACUCUCAUAAUUAAUUUUUUUUUUAAAGAAUUAAAUUGUAUGACCUCAUUUAAUACACAGGGACAACUGGGUAAAUAUGGGAAAGUAAAUAAAUGCAUUAAUACUUGUAAUGUAUUUUAUCAGUACAUAUCUACAUAAUGAUUAUUUAAAUUUAAUGCUUAAAAAAAAAAUUUUUUUUCUAUUAAAUGUAAUCAUGUUCAUGUUUGAUAUUUUUUUCUUUUCAUUCAUCACGAUCUCUAUUUCACUUUGUCCAUUAUAUAUAAUUUAUUGUUAAGAUACAAAAUAAAAUCUCUUGACCUAAACAUUACUAGGCUCUGCCCUCCAGUAUUAAACACUUGACAUUAUUUUCUUGUGUUCCAGAGAUCUGCUGGAUGAAGCCAAGGACUACCACCUGAUGCCGGAGAGAAGGGUCUUGCUGCAGACAUUUAAGACAAGACCCAGGUGCUGCACAGACAUACCAGGAUUUGUAUUUGCUGUGGUCAGUUGUGGUUUAUCAUAGCACGUGAUUUGGCAUCCCCUUUUUAAAAAAUUGUUUUUCAAUGACAAAAUUAAAUGAAAGAGUACAUUAAUUUUUCUAGCUCUGUGUCAUAUGUCGUAUCCGCUUGGAGAUAUGCUACCAACAAAAUAUUUACACAGAUCCCGAUCCUGGGCAAGUUUCUCUCACCCACCCUACCAGCAAGGUUUGAAAGCUCUCGACUAAGAAAUCCAUCUUUCUCCAGAAAUUUUCUUCUUAUUUUUGCUUCUGUUGUGAAUUGUUUUUUGUUUUGUUGCUAGUGGUUUGUGGUAUUUAGCACGUCACCCAGAGUGCUGUAGAUUUCCCUAGCCCUCCGCCUUUCUCAUCUGAACUUGGUAUCUGCAAUUCCAGAGUUUUGGAGACUUCCAUUAUUGUUGAUCUGUUGAGUCAACAAGCAAAUAUUCCUCAUGAUUUGAACCCAUGUUUCAACAAUAUUUGUAAUUUUUUUUAAAAUUCUAGAUGGAAAAAUAAGUUUUGAACAAACAAAUUUGCAAUAAUUUUACAAUUAACAUUUAUAUGAAAGAAAAAUAAAGAAGUAUUAAAAAUAUCUUUAUGUUAGGUGGUUAAAUUGGGCUGAGAAAAGAAGAAAUAUUAUACCAACAUUUAAUUUCACGCUUUAAAAAAAAAUAUAUAUAUUUUAGAAGUGCCAUCUUUAAAUUAGUUUUCAUAAUUUUUGAGUAUUUGAUGACAGGGUGGACUAACAAUGGCUGGAGACUCGCUAAGUACAGUCGAGAGAUAUGAUCCCAUCACUGGUCAGUGGACACUGGGUGAGCCAAUGACAACGAUGAGAAGUCGAGUUGGCGUCACAGUACUUAAAGGUAAUUGUUUCGUUGCAUAUUUUUACAGUGGCUCUGGGUUAUAAAUGUGCCAGAUCUCGUAUUCUCAAAAGUUUGUAAGAUCAAAUAAAUCCUACAGUUGACAGCAGAUAUACCACCUCGGUUGAUGUUUACCACCUGGGUUGGUAUUUACCACCUCGGUUGGUGUUGACCACCUCGGUUGGUGUUGACCACCUGCUGUGACAGUAAAACAACUGCUGUGACAUAAUUGCCAUGAAAUUUACGUCUGUUUUAAUAUUUAUUUCCAAGUCAUUUAAUCUGUUCAAGACAUCAAGGAAUUUUGUUUUUCACUUCUAAUUUCUUAAUUUUUAGACUUGUUCUGAUAUGUUAAAGCCAUUUCAAACUGUUUUGCACAUUUCAACUCAUUGCUAUAUCUGGACGUGUGUUAGAAUUUCCACAUACAAUCAUUAUAUCUAUAUUUUGUAGAGCCUGUGUGUCUCACGGGCACAAACAGAAUGUGUCAUGGGCACUGCCAGGGCAUCUCAUGGGCACUGCCAGGGCAUCUCAUGGGCACUGCCAGGGCAUCUCAUGGGCACAGCCAGGGUGUCUCUUGGGCACAGCUAGGGUGUCUUAUGGGCACAGCCAGGGUGUCUCAUGGGCACGGCCAGGGUGUCUUAUGGGCACAGCAUCAUGUUUUGAGAGAAUGAAAUCAUUUUCUUUUUUGGGAGGAGAUUAAUUCAGUAUGAUGCUCUCUCGUUUCUCCCAUCUACAUACAGAUUCAUUCUUUGUUUUAAAUGUUUUAAGUGUUGAGGUUUUCUACUCAGGUCGACUGUAUGCCAUUGGAGGCUACAAUGGAAUGGAGCGAUUGGACACGGUGGAGGUUUAUGAUCCUGUUACAAAAAGGUGGAGCCGUGUUGCUGCUAUGCAGUGCAAGCGAAGGUAAACAAAAAAAAUAAAAAUCGAUAGAGCUUACCUUGUCAUUGUGACCAAAAAUUUAAGCUUAUUGUCAUUCCUUAGGUUGUGGUCAACCAAUGUUAUCAUUUGUUUUCUAGUCAGUAGAUUUUUAAAAAAUUAUUAUCAAAAUUAACUAUCACUUGCAUGAAAUAAUAUUUUUUUUUUUAAAGAGGCUGAAUUUGUUUCCUCGUUUCAGUGCACUUGGAGCUGUGAGUUUGAAUGGUCGUUUGCUUGUUUGUGGGGGCUACGAUGGAGUUACCUCCCUUAGAUCCUGUGAAACUUAUGACCCAGAAGCUAAUGUGUAAGUGAAUACACUCACACUUGCCUGUGUUAGUGAAUACACACACUUACCUGUGUAAGUGUAAGUGAAUACACACACCUAUCUGUGUUAGUAAAUACACACAUCUAUCUCUAAAGGGUUUCAGUAGGUGAUUCAGGAAUGUUUUAUGACUUAUUGAUACAUUCACGUUUCUUGUUGAGCAUGGAAUCCCUGAUGUCAGUGCAAACCAGAGCUUCAUUUAAAUAAUUUCUAAAUAAAUAAUUUAGAUGUCAAUAUGACUCCUGCUUCUUGGUUUAUAAAGUUCCAGCUGGUGUUAAGUUGGUUUAUAAAGUUCCAGCUGGUGUUAAGUUGGUUUAUAAAGUUCCAGCUGGUGUUAAGUUGGUAUAUAAAGUUCCAGCUGGUGUUAAGUUGGUAUAUAAAGUUCCAGCUGGUGUUAAGUUGGUAUAUAAAGUUCCAGCUGUAUCUUAUCUCUAUUAACUAUAUUACCAUUGAUGACAAUUUAAAUUCUUCUUGGAUGUUAACAUUCCAGCUGGUGUUCGAUUCAGCCAAUGAACAAACAUCGCAGUGCAGCUGGUGUGACGGUCCUGCACGGCAACAUGGUGGCCUGUGGAGGUCAUGAUGGCCUGUCUAUUUUUGAUUCAGUAAGUUGUCUCGUGAGGGUAUCGGUCGGUCAGUUAACAUUGGCUGCCCAAAAGUUUUGGCGCCAAGUCACAGCAAAAAUUGUUGUGAACAAAUUAUAGGAAAAUAUAAACGAAAUUAUUUUGACUGCAAGUAGCAAAUAGUUGCUAGGAAUCAGUGAAACAAAUAGCUGCCAGGAAUCAGUGAAACAAAAAGGUGCCAGGAAUCAGUGAAACAAAUAGUUGCCAGGCAUCAGUGAAAUUAUUUUGAGGCGUUAAAAUAAAUCUUGAGAAUAAUUAAUCUGCAUCUGCAUCUGCUAGACUGUAUAGAGACAUGAGUGUGCAGAUAAAGCCUAAGAUGAGAAAUGUCUUUUAAACACUCGUCAUUAACACUGAAAUGUGCUCCAGUGGAUCAUGUGGACUGCUUUAUUUUCUAUUUCAGUUGAAGGCCAUGUCAUUCUCCAAUAUCAAUAUAUAGAUGAAUUAAUGACUGUUCAACAUUUUUCUAUCAUUUUGGGCCAGUUGUAUUCCAUUUAAUAUCAGAAGAAAACAACACUUGGGCCCAAAUGAUACUUUUAUUUAUUUUUUUUUUAAGAUGGGGCAGAAACUGAAAAGUAAACGUGGUGAAUGACGAAAUCAACGGAGAGGGUGUUGAGCCACAUUAACCUGUGGCCUCACACCUUCUUUUGCGUAUUUUACAUUUUUAACUUUUUGCCAAUAAAUUGGAUUAUGUCUGCUGAAGUCACUUGUCCAAAUAACUCUGUGAUUUUUUGAGUCUUCACCUUACUUCAGUACACUUUGUGAUAUGUAAGCUUUCUGCAUUUGUCCGCCAUCAAACCAUCUUGUCACUAAAUUAUUUGAUCAUCAUUCUUUCCAAUUUAAUUUCUUUCACAGGUGGAAUCUUACAAUCCGUCAACAGGUGAGUGGAAGCAGCUUCCGACCAUGAAGUCCAAACGCUGCCGCCUAGGUGUGGCCACUCUGAAUGGCAAAAUUUAUGCGGUUGGCGGUUAUGAUGGCUGCGUGUUUCUCAAGACUGUGGAGAGAUAUGACCCUGACACGCAGACCUGGGAGAUGGUUGCGCCUAUGCAUGUGAGGACCCUCUAAUUUUAGUGUUGGGGUUGGCAAUGGUGACAGAGUUUUGUUGUAAAAGUUUCAAGUACAGCCGAGUCACUGACAUUAAAAACAUGAGAACCAUCAUCUCCUCAGACACGGCAGAUUGAAAUCAAUGAAUCCCAGUCAAGAUAGACAUUUUUUUAAAAAAUAUAUCUUAAAGUUGCUACCAGGACUGUAACUAUGGCAUUUAUUAGCUGUCUUACAUAGAUUUUUAAACAUUUCUUAAAGUCUACAUCAGGUCGUUGCAAUGCAAGUUAAAAUUUUUUUUUGAAAGCACUUUGAAAAAAUCUAAAUGCUGUGAACACAGCUAUUAUUUGAAUUUCAGUCAGGUUUGUGUCUAGAUUUAACUUUUUAGGGGGGGGGGGGGGGUUGUUACUUUUGUUUUUGUUUUUGAUUUUUAAUCUGCCACUGCUCCUCACUACUUCAAUGAACAUUACAUUCCUCUUUAACUCUGCUCCUCACUACAAUGACUAUUAUAUUCGACUUUGACUCUGCACCGACAGUGUGCACUACACAUGCAAUCUUGCUAUUGUUGGAGAGACUUUACCAUCACCUAGACAGUCCUAAAACAUAUGCCAGAGUGCUUUUCUUAGACUUCUUAUCAGCAUUUAACAACACUGUCCAACCACACCUUAUGAUAAAGAAAUUUUCCUCGUUAGGUGUCAAUUUAAAUAUUCAGGCUUGGAUACUGAACUUUUUAACAAAUCUACCACAAUCCGUCAAGGUAAAUAAUCAAUUCUCUCUAACCAGAGAAAUAAGCACCGGGGCACCACAAGGCCGCGUUCUCUCCCCUGUACUGUAUACACUAUAUACAAAUGAUAUUCAAAGCUCAAGCGACACAGUUCCAAUCUUAAAAUUUGCUGAUGAUACCACCAUUGUUGGCUUGAUAUCUGAAGGAGAAGGCCUAUACCGCAACUUAGUUACAAGCUUUAUCAAUUGGUGCAAUGAACAUUUUCUCCAGUUGAAUGUCUCAAAAACAAAGGAAAUGGUUGUUGAUUUCAGGAGGGGGAACACCAGAUUACAAAUAUCAACAUAAAAAAUCAAAAUGUGGAGAAAGUGGAGGCGCGCCAGUACUUGGGUGUCACCAUUAAUAAUAAGCUAACAUGGCACGAGCACGGCCAAAUGCUGUAUUAGAAAUUCAACCAAAGACUGUUUUACCUCAAAAAAAUACAAUUUUGGCGUAAACAAGCAAGUCGUUAACUUAUUCCUCAGUGCAACAAUUGGAAGCCUCCUUAAUUUCAGUAUUACCUGCUGGUGUGGGAAUUCAACUUCUGAUAUUAAACACAGCAUAAACCGACUGAUCAAGAAAGCUAGGAACAUAACACAAACUAAACAUCCUUCACUUGAAGAACUACUUGAAGAAAAAUGUUUUUGCAAAACUAAACACAUUUUGGAUGAUACAUCCCACCCUCUUCAUCACAGAUACUUAGGAUCGGGCCGUUCGGGACGAAUUCUUUCCAUCAGGGCGAGGACUGAAAGAUAUAAAAAUUCUUUUGUUCCCCAAUCUGUACGAAUUUACCAGCGUACUCCCUCUGAAGUCACACAUCUUAAUGAGAACUAAUAAGUCCCCGAUUUGGCUAAGAGAACUCACUGAAUGGCUGUUUGAACUAAUUUAUUAUAAAUGUCUUGUGUUCAAAUUGUUUCAUUUAUGACCUGAAAAUGUAUAAUGCAAUCAUAAAACAUUUCCAUUUGUUUGGAUCAAUAAAAGAAUCUUAUCUUAUGUUAUCUUAUAUUAAAAUGUGUCUCAUCAAAUCUUUUUCUCCAUUCACCAGGUCAAAAGGAGUCGUGUCUCGUGUGCUGCCACCUACGGCCGCCUGUACGCCAUCGGCGGCUAUGACGGGAUCACCAACCUCAACUCUGUGGAGAUGUUUGAUCCGAACACCAACGAGUGGAAGUUUGUGGCCAACAUGAGCGCCCACGAAGGGGGUGUGGGGGUGGGGGUCAUGCCGAUGGAGUCUUUCGCUGGAGACAAUUCUUUCAACCAGCAGGUGUGAGGCCGGGGUCAUGAAUACAUCCAGCAAGUUUCUUGUGAUGAAAACAAUUGAGUCUGUGUCAAUUAAAAGACUUGACAGCUGCCUUACAGCUGAAUUAUUUCCAAGCUACUAAAGGCAACAAAACCACAUAGAGACCAAUGGAAGUGCCUGGGAUGCAACAUAAAUAUGCCAUGAUGUAUUAAUUCAGUGUUUCCUUGAUUUGGG